URAACCAUGUCCCACCCRUCCUGGCUGCCACCCAAGAGCACCAACGAGCCUGUUGGCCACGUUACUGCGAGGAUGGAGACCACACACACCUUUGGGACUCCCAGCAUCUCCGUGUCCACCCAGCAGACCCCGAAGAAGUUUGCGCCUGUGGUUGCCCCCAAACCAAAGUACAACCCAUACAAGCAACCAGGAGGUGAUGGGGACUUCCUUCCUCCCCCRCCCCCUCCUGUGGAUGACCUCGGCAGCAUCACAUCACCACAAGGUGCCUUUCCCCCGCCACCCCCUCUGGAUGAUGUCGCUUACAAUGUGCAGGUGAAUCCCAGUGGCAAGACGCUGGAGGAGAGGCGGUCCAGUUUGGACGCGGAGAUCGACUCUCUGACCAGCAUCCUGGCYGACCUGGAGAGCAGCUCUCCCUACAAACCUCGCACUCAACAGGCCUCCGGGACCUCGAGCAGCUCGGCCGCCACCACCCCAUCCGUGUCCACYCCUGUCACGGGCCACAAGCGGAUGAUCAUCCCCAACCAGCCUCCCCUCACCGCCACCAAGAAGUCCAGUGCCAAGGGCCCGGGGCAGCCGGCGCCCAUCCCGGUCACUCCGGUGGGCACCCUGAAGCCGCAGCCGGUGCCGGCCUCCUACGCCACGGCCUCCACGCCGAGCCGCCCGGCCUUCAACGUGCAGGUGAGGACGGCGCAGCCCAGCCCUCACUACCAACCGCCCGGCCCUCAGCCUGGCCACUACGGCAGCCUGGGCCCCGGCCAGCCCUACGCCGCCGCGCCGUCCCGCCAGCCCGCUGCCCCUCAGUACGGGGUGCCGCAGCCCCACGGGCCCGACUAYGGCUAUGGCCCCCCGGCCGGCCGGCCCGCCGAGCCCGCCUACGGGUACGCGCCUCCGCAGGGCCGCUACCAGGAGCCCUACUACAGCGGCUACGGCGGCAGGAACGGCUCCGAAGCGCCCUACGUGCCGCAGAGCUCCUGGAAGGCCGAGCCGGCGUAUCCUGCCAGCAAUGCCAUGGGCCAGGCUCCCCCUGGGCUCUACCAGCCGCCGGGCACGAAGAAGACCUACAUCACCGACCCGGUGCUGGCCCCGCAGCCACCCGCCAUGCAGCAGAAGAGUGGGUAUCCAAGCUCUGGACCUGCAUCAAGCACUCCUGCCUUCMGGCCUGAGGAUGAGCUGGAACAUCUGACCAAGAAAAUGCUGUAUGACAUGGAGAAUCCUCCCUCUGAUGACUACUUUGGACGCUGUGCCCGCUGCGGGGAGAAUGUUGUUGGAGAAGGCACUGGUUGCACAGCCAUGGACCAAGUCUUCCAYGUCAAGUGUUUCACCUGCAUAACGUGCAAAAGCAAGCUGAGGGGACAGCCUUUCUAUGCUGUGGAGAAGAAAGCCUACUGUGAACCCUGCUACAUUAAUACACUGGAGCAGUGCAGUGUCUGCGCAAAGCCCAUCAUGGAAAGGAUCCUCCGAGCCACUGGGAAGGCCUACCAUCCCCACUGCUUCACCUGUGUGAUGUGCCAUCGCAGCCUGGAUGGGAUCCCCUUCACUGUGGAUGCUGGUGGCAACAUCCACUGCAUUGAGGAUUUCCAUAAGAAAUUUGCCCCGAGGUGUUCUGUGUGUAAGGAGCCCAUCAUGCCAGCCCCAGGGCAGGAGGAGACCGUGCGCAUUGUUGCUCUGGAUCGUGAUUUCCAUGUGCAGUGCUACCGGUGCGAGGACUGUGGUGGCCUCCUGUCUGAAGGGGACAAUCAGGGCUGUUACCCUCUGGAUGGGCACAUCCUCUGCAAGACCUGCAACUCUGCUCGGAUCCAGGCUCUGACUGCCAAGGCCAGCACUGAUCUCUGAGUAUCAACUGUGACCCUCCCCAGGAUGCCCAUUGGGGGAUAUUGCACAAGCUUUGCAUGAUUUCUUUCCAGCCUAGGGUCUGAAUCUCUGUUACUGAAGAAAAGAAAAAAAAAAAAAAAAAAAAAAAAGUAAAACUGGAAGGCCUUGGAACAAGAGGGCAGUUUGAGAGGCCGUGUUCAGACUGCCCAUGACAGGCACCUAAUUUAGAUAGAGCUGUUCAGGAGGGCAGUGAGUGGGUCAGAGCAGCUGCUCUGUCUGCAGCUCGUGGAGGUAAGGGUCACAGCACCUAAGUUAUCUGCCUGUAGAAGGAGGUCUGAACAUGGUCCUAACUAUGCUUCUGUGUUUGAUUCCUGUUUCUUGAGAAGUACACAAAGGUAGAGGGUUGAAAGAUGGCUGAGCUAAUUAUUUCUCCCAAAUUAUUUUGAGAAUCUGACCAGCUCUUUCUGAAGUCAUCGGGAGCUUCCCUUUGGCUUUAGUGGUAUCUGUGUCACCAACAGAAGUAGCUCCACUGCCCUAGAAGGUGUGAGAGCAGACCCAGCAUUAACACAAACAAUGGACCUGCAACUGUACUGCACCUCAGUGGAGGUGUGACCUUGUAUCCUUGGGACACAGAAUUGUUAUUUCUUAGGCCCUUACUUGUCUCCAUUCCCUUCCAGUUCAAUAGAGUUUUUUCUUUUACUCAUGAAAGUCUACUUAGCUAUUGCAUAAAUUUAUUCUGUAGUGAUGCUUCCAAUUCACAAUGUAUGAGUAAUCACAGAAAGAUGUGAGCUUGCACACACUGUACACUACACACACACACUACACACUACACACACAAAAUGUGCUUUUGAUUUACCAGAAGUAUAAGCCAGUCAUGUCCAUUGGGAAGAUCUUUAAGGGGCGUGGGUCUGGAAACACAUUUCUGAAAUCCCAGUGGUUAAAAAAAGAUAAAAAUUACUUUGUAGAACUGCAGUGCAAAGUGAUGCUCAGAAAUAUCUUACGCCACUCUCUCAUACAGCCCAUUCUAGGGGAGCUCUAGUGCUAUCUAUCUAUCUCUAGGUAGAUAUUUAAACAAUAAAGUCUUGUUCCAUCUCUGAUUGGAAUGGGAGGAUUUUCCUUCAACAGUAACAGGGAUUGGAUCAGGCUUUGGGAUGAUGCACCUUUCUGUGAUGUUAACACACGUGACCUGUAGUUUUCAUUUAAAAAAAUCGAUCUUGUUUCAACAACAGC
Molecule: messenger RNA, 3042 nt
Organism: Malurus melanocephalus (red-backed fairy wren)
Lineage: Eukaryota; Metazoa; Chordata; Aves; Passeriformes; Maluridae
Gene: LPP
Product: LIM domain containing preferred translocation partner in lipoma
Exons: 9
Coding region: 7-1833 (608 amino acids)
Biological process (GO): cell-cell adhesion
Cellular component (GO): stress fiber; focal adhesion
Source: RefSeq, a predicted model, not a curated record